GGUUCCCGCGGUCGAGUAACAAUGUUUUCGUUGCCGAGCCGCUUCUAGUUUGUAAUUUUCGUCCUUUCCAGCACCAUGACUCGUGUAUCGGCGUACGUUUAGUGCUGUUAGAAGUGUGUACCGGCGGUAUUUCUUUUCCUGGAGAUGUGUGCGUAAUGUUCGGUAACCCACGCGUUUGAAGCAUGGCUAUCAUGCAAUCCUGUUGCUGCUGGCGGUCCGUGAGGAGGGGCAGUUUCGCCUGCGCUAUUUAUUCCGCGAUUUACUUUACGGUGCUGGCGCUGACCACCGGCAGCGUGCUGCAGAGGGAAACGCAAUACCUGAAAGGGAAUCGUUCGUUGCCAGAAUCCACCAGCUUCCUAGAACCGGACACCAUAUCCCCCACGACGGUACGGAUUAACAUGACGCUGCUUGUAUGCUCGUGCUGCGGUGUGAUUUGCAGCAUCCUGCUUCUCUAUGGCCUGUUCAAGGAUCAACGUGUCUUCCUCGUGCCAUGGAUCGUGACCGUGAUCGCGACGUGCAUCGUCGACGUGGCCCAUUCCUUGUACCUGUUCGUCGCUGUUUCCACUUUUGACCCAACGAAGGUGAUGCUCUAUACGCUGAGCUUCUUCCUCCUCUGCCUGAACGUAUAUUCGUUGUUGUGCGUGGUCUCGCAGUAUCAAGAGUAUACGGCUGGUCGGGGCACCGCCGCGGACGACUACGAGUACAGGGUCAGUAUUCUGAGAGUCUCACAACGGAAACAGGAACGGAAUAAGGGACGAAAAGUUCCAGCUGUGAGGUACGCGACCCAGCCACCGACCACGACCGCCACCUCUUGCCUAAGCUCCCGUCGAACGGCGACCAACAACGAGACCAAAACGACCGCAACGCCCACGCAGAGUUCCACAACCGGUCAGAACACCCAUUCGUUGGAGAAAAGUCCGGUCGUGGGACGACCAGCCAGGAAACACGUUCAGUUUCCCGACACAGCCCCCGAGUCUCAGAAGGAGAAACCUGAGAGCACUGUCACUGUUUUGGUGGCUAAAAUGGAGUCUGAGGCCACGAACGCGACUUCGUCCUCGUCCAGAGCCAAGGAACCGUCGUCGAUCGAUCAGAACCCUCAAUCGCAGAAAAACAGCCGAGUUCGGCACACCUGAAACCGUGAUCAGAGCGACGGACUCGAGGAUCGACCGCCAUCUUGGUUUCGAUGAAUUAUUUCUCCUCGAGGGAACGUCCCCCAGUGUGCGAGCUAAUCCUUUCGGACAAAAAACACAGUCGUGUGCCAGUUCGGUGAUAACUUGGUCCAUUUGGCCAGUCUCCACGAACCAAUUGUUUCCAAUCGAUAGAAACUGGGCGAUCGAGCAUCGCCGCGACGGGCGUUCAAGUUUCUCGCGGCGCGCCAUUUCUCAUCGGAAGCGGACGUCGUUUGAAGUCGAUCGAACUGUGAAAACGCGUACGUACCUUUAAACU
Molecule: messenger RNA, 1446 nt
Organism: Colletes gigas
Lineage: Eukaryota; Metazoa; Arthropoda; Insecta; Hymenoptera; Colletidae
Exons: 8
Coding region: 183-1133 (316 amino acids)
Source: RefSeq, a predicted model, not a curated record